Necator americanus (New World hookworm) is the source of this 402-nucleotide messenger RNA. RefSeq lists its product as uncharacterized. NCBI's taxonomy places the organism in Eukaryota, Metazoa, Nematoda, Chromadorea, Rhabditida, Ancylostomatidae. The transcript has a single exon. The coding region runs from base 1 to 402 and encodes 133 amino acids. The record is from RefSeq and is a predicted model, not a curated record.
AUGACUGCUUUCCGGAACCCAAAGGGAACAGCCACUGCAUCGAGAAGGGGGAUGGAGAAAAUCAUCUACGACUUCUACUCUGAUCUCUUCGACAGCCAUGUCCACUUACCUCCUCACCAUCUGAGGAAAGACGAACAAGUCAUUCCAGAGGUUCUCCCGUCCGAAAUACGACAUGCUAUCAUGUCGCUAAGAAAUCGUACGGCACCCGGUCCCGACGGAAUAAGUCCAGAACACCUAAAGAGCCUUCCGUCGGUACUCAUCAACACUCUGGCGAGGCUCUUUACACGUUAUCUGUCGGAAUGCAAGGUUCCUAAACAGUGGAAGACCAGCAAGACCGUGUUGUUGGCAACUAUCGUCCAAUCUGCCUACUGUCCUUCAUCUACAAGCUCUUUACAAGAGUAA